Molecule: messenger RNA, 2071 nt
Organism: Triplophysa rosa
Lineage: Eukaryota; Metazoa; Chordata; Actinopteri; Cypriniformes; Nemacheilidae
Gene: scrn2
Product: secernin 2
Exons: 9
Coding region: 97-1344 (415 amino acids)
Biological process (GO): proteolysis
Molecular function (GO): cysteine-type exopeptidase activity; dipeptidase activity
Source: RefSeq, a predicted model, not a curated record
GGACCUUUAUUUUGAAGUGUGUGCUGUAGCAGGUUGAUCACUCUCAGCUCUGCCUCUCACGGGCUCGGUGACGGAUCUGAAGCUUAAUAAGAUAGGAUGGCUGAACUGCCUCAGUCAUGUGACUGUUUCGUAUCUCUACCUCCUGGUUCUAAAGAAGACUAUGUGGUCUUUGGUAAGAACUCUGACCGCCCGAGAGAUGAGGUGCAGGAGGUGGUGUAUUACCCUGCGUCCUCACACGCUCCUGGGUCUACAGUGGAGUGCACGUUCAUUUCUAUCCCUCAAGCUGAGCAUACCCAUGCGGUUGUGCUGAGCAGACCCGCUUGGAUUUGGGGGGCUGAGAUGGGGGCUAAUGAACAUGGGGUGUGUAUCGGAAAUGAAGCGGUGUGGACCAAGGAGCCUGUGGAUCCAGAGGAAGCUUUGCUGGGAAUGGACCUGGUUCGGUUGGGUCUGGAGCGCGGGGACAGCGCGGGGUCCGCUCUGAAUGUCAUCACAGGUCUACUUGAGCAGCACGGUCAGGGUGGAGCCUGUAGGGAGACCACCGAACCCUUAAGUUACCACAACACCUUCUUACUAGUUGACCUUCAGGAAGCCUGGGUCCUAGAAACUGCUGGAAAACUUUGGGCUGCUCAAAAAGUCACAGAGGGAGUCAAGAAUAUCUCAAACCAGCUGACGAUAGGCUCGGAGAUCUCCGCAGAGCAUCCAGACCUGCGCAGCGUGGCCCAGACUCAGGGCUGGUGGAGUGGGGAGGGGGAAUUUAGCUUCACUGCUGCCUUCAGCCCUGAUGACCCCCCUGCCAGGAUGGAGAUGGCCAAGCAACGCUACAAGGGCGGCACAGCCCUGCUUCAGCAACAUGAUGGCUCUGUGACAGCAGAGGUGAUGAUGAGCAUCCUGAGGGACAAAGCCAGUGGGAUCUGUAUGGACUCCGAGGGCUUCCGUACCACAGGCAGCAUGGUGUCCAUUCUCCCACGAAAGCCAGACAUGCCCUGCAUCCACUUUUUCACUGCCACUCCUGACCCCUCCAGGUCUGUAUUCAAGCCUUUUAUCUUCUCUGAGAACAUGAGGUCUGUCAGCAUGGUGGUAUCUCCGCAUUACGGUCCAGAUGAUCCUGUUAAGACACAGCCUCGAUUUCAGCAUCAAGUGGAUCGCAAACAUGAGCUCUACAAAGCCCACCAGACAGCACUGACCAAUUCGGAUGCUGCCGUCUCUCUACAAGAGACUAUGAGAAAUUUGGAGUCUCAAUGUGUUGAAGAGAUAGAGGCCAUGCUUAGGGGAGAGAUACAGGGCCAGGAGCUUGGUGACCUGUUCUUCGACUGUGUGGACGCAGAGAUCAAAUUCUACCAGUGAAACUGAGCAGAGCACAAAAGAAGAUAUUUUGAAGAAUUCUGAACAACGGUCGUGGCGGUACCCAUUCACUUCUAUUGUAGGGACACAAAACCAAUCAAUAGGUUCUGCCAUUGUUCGGUUGCCAACAUUCUUCAAAAUAUCUUCCUUUGUGUUCUGCAGAAGAAAGAAAGUCUUACAGGGUGAGUAAAUGACAACAGAAUUUUCAUUUUUAUUGUGACUGCUGCCCCAUCUGUCUUUCUGUGAUAUGGCUUGUAACUUAUAACUGUUUUGCAGUUCUCAUUGUGAAUGUAACUAGUGCUUGCUGAUCUGCCUGAAGAGAAAGAGAGAGAGAGAGAGAGAGAGAGAGAGAGAGAGAGAGAGAGAAAGUCCAGGGCACACAGGUUCCUGCCUGCUGAAGUCCUGCUCUCCUAGAUCCCCCGAUGCCAUGCCAAACUAAUUGUGAUGUCCAUGCCACAUUAACUGUAGCAGUUAAAAAAGACACAUUAUAACACACUAGAUGUUCAUGUGAGUGGAUCACCAUAAUCAUGUUUAAUUGUCUCAAAGGACGGUCAUGUAUGCAUCGCAUUGACCAGUUUGUGAUAGAUUACUAAGGUGUGUAUGUGCUGUGUGUACUGUAGAUGUGUGAGAAGGGAGACAUAAGUGAAAGUCAUUCCUGUUAAGAGAAGGGUUCAGCUACCAGACUGUCCCUCUGAGGAGAAAUACAAUAAAUGUUAAUGAUUCAACCUGA